This is a messenger RNA of Homarus americanus (American lobster), 5612 nucleotides long. RefSeq names its product mitochondrial ribosome-associated GTPase 1-like. NCBI's taxonomy places the organism in Eukaryota, Metazoa, Arthropoda, Malacostraca, Decapoda, Nephropidae. Gene Ontology annotation, molecular function: GTPase activity; GTP binding. The transcript is spliced from 4 exons. Bases 19 to 1008 code for a protein of 329 amino acids. Gene Ontology annotation, cellular component: mitochondrion. The record is from RefSeq and is a predicted model, not a curated record.
CAAGAAAACGUUAAAGAAAUGGCCGUUCCCGUUGUCAGACACGGGUUGCGAAUGCGGAAAUUUUUCAAUAUUAAGAAUCAAGAUGUGGCUCAGUGGUUUCCUGGACACAUGGCCAAGGGGUUGAACCAAAUGCAGCGGAAACUAAAAAGUGUGGACUGUAUAAUAGAGGUCCACGAUGCCCGGAUUCCAGUGUCGGGACGAAACUCUUUGUUUGAAAAAAGAUUAGGCUUGUCGUCUCUCAAGCCUCAUAUUCUUAUUCUAAACAAAAUUGAUCUUGCUGACUUGAGACACAGAAACAAGAUUGAGAGUUAUUAUGAGAGUCAAGGAGUGAAGAACAUCAUUUUCGCCAACUGCAAGAAGCCUGACAGCCGGGGCAUAAAGAGUAUAAUUCCCACAGUUUCCGAGUUGGUACAAAAUGCAGAACGCUUCAACCGAUCCGAGGAGAAGGAGUAUCAGAUGAUGGUCAUUGGCAUACCUAAUGUUGGAAAGUCAUCACUAAUCAAUGCCCUGAGAGCUAAACAUACAAGGAAGAGUAAAGCAACACAAGUGGGUGGACUUCCUGGUAUAACAAGAAGUGUUCUGGAGAGGAUAAAGGUAUGUCAUCACCCUAAAGUUUAUUUGCUUGAUACCCCCGGUGUGCUGUCUCCAAGGAUCCCUGAUGUAGAGACUGGCCUCAAGUUAGCACUGGUCGCCACCAUCAAGGACCAUCUAGUUGGGGAGGAUAUCAUGGCUGAUUAUCUCUUAUACAGGUUAAAUUCCCAAGGAAAUCAUUCUUAUGUCAGUUACCUCGGGAUAGAUGAACCAACAGACACCAUUCAGCAACUUCUGGUAUCAGCGGCAAUUAAAAACAACUGGAUGGUGAAGAUUCGUGACCACAGAGGUAUUCAAACUGUCCCAAAUAUCAUGCUGUCUGCAACUAAGUUUAUCAAAGGCUUUAGAACAGGACAAUUUGGAACAUUGUUGCUGGAUGAUACACCUCUUAUGCUGGAGAAAGAACGCAAUAAUUAGGUAGAUGAUCUAUGAACGUGUUGUAGGGUUCUUUUGAUAGUUAAAUAAUGGCCAGUGUGAGUGGAAGUUAGCAGUAAGGACGGCUGCCAUCGUUAGUGGAAGUUAGCUGUAAAGCCGGCUGUCAUCAUUAGUGGAAGUUUCGUGUUCAUUUGCAUUCCGUUUUUCUGCAUGUGGAGGGAGAACGAGGAGUCCUUAGCCGCCAAUUAAGGGUGUAAUCGAAGACCAGAAGUUACAUUUUUGAAAAGGAUGACUGAUGUAAAGUGAAGUUAAAUGGCAAUCUUGUGCAGAUAGACUUGAUGCAUGUAAUGAGUGAGAUCUGAAGUAGCAUAACGGGACGUGGCUUUCCAUUUGGAGGCAACAACUGAUGGUGAGCUUAUUCUUUGGCACGUCUAAACUAAUACUUGCUACAGUGCAUUAACCCUUAUAUCAUCCUUCUUUCAUUCUCUCUAAAUGCACAACUACAUUUUUAUUAACCCCUUGUGUAUGGGACCCCCACUGAACUGAAUAAAAUUGUCUGCAGUUAGUCAAAUAAAAUAUAAAGAUUACUUUAUCCCAGUAGUGAAGGGGUUAAUAAGCUGUUGUUGUGGUAUCUUUCAGUCAUUUUCUCUUUGCUUUGAUUCUGUAGAACUUUUUACAAUAGAUCAGUUUACAUUUUUCCUUUUCCCUCGCUAUCAUCUUGAAUUUAAUUUUUUGCAGACACAUAUUCGGGUUCAUCUUCUUAUUUGUUUAUGACUUUGCUAGUGAAAGUAGCUCACCUGAUUCUAGUGGAUGGAAGUUUUGUUCGAAUGUAGUUACCUGUACUUUAUCUUCCUUUUAAGUUUCUUUUUUUCUUUAGUGUCACAUUAUGGGAACAAAUGUUAACAGAACCCGUAUCCUCUCAUGGCAAAUAUUCUCAACGAGCUUAAGCAUUGUCCCAUAUAGUCACCCGUAACUUUCACCUCAAGCAGUAGGCCAGCUAGUCAUUCCUUACUCGUGCAACUCUCAGGUUACUUUGCCCUGUAGAAGAUACAAAUCUCAGAUCUCUUUGUGAUGUGUCUUUUUAUUACUACACUGGUUACCUUAGACACAGGUAACCUCCUGUAGCAGUCCUCACCUUAGUUUCUCAGCUUCUACAAUUGCCAGUCUUUGCCCUUGCUUUAGAAUGUCUUAAAUUUCAUAGCUUUCACUGAAUUUUUCUAAUAUGGCCUCCUAUAAUUAUGAUAUUGUCCAGACACCUCUUGUGAAUCUUAUCUCAACUCUUGGACUAGCUCUCCUCACCUCCCAUAAGUCUCAGGUUAUUUUCAUCUUUAAAAAAAUGGGAAAUUUCUUCACUUUACAAGUCUUUACUUUUUUUUUAAGAGAGGUUUUGUCAACUUUUAAUAGAUGUACUGUACAUAGGUUAUCUCCUGCAAGAGAACUAUCCACAUCAGGUAGACAAUAUAUUCCUUGUAUGGAGUAUUGUAUUUCUUUUAUAAUAUCAUUGACAUUAGAGCUAGUUGUGUACCCUUAAGUAGGUAUGAGAUAAAUGCUUAGGAUUUAUUUGAGUUUAAUAUUUAAUUAAAUUUCAUCUUAUCAGUUGAUAGUUUUAUAUAGCAAAAGACAGCCUGAGUUUAACUUUAUUUAAUUUAAUGUAAACUUGUAAAAGCUGUACUUAAGACAGGGUCACAAGCAGUCCCAGAGAGAGACAUGUGAUAGAGUAUUAAUUUAUCUUUUACACCACUUGUCAUAUUACUAGCUUUUGGGUGGCAGGACUUUCAUUUUCCAGUGUUAGUACAGUACAGGAGGAAACCAGAGUACCCAGAGAAAACCUACUAUGUUUGGUAGGGUCACACUGGAUAAAACCCUUCUCACAUCCGACCUAGGGAUUGAAUUUGCGACAGUGACGAGAGGUAAGCAUGCUACCGCUUUACCACCAACAUUCCUCAUUAGCUCUGUACCUCUCUGUGAUUUCUGUAAGUAAGACACUACUGUACUAUAUAAGCCUCAAGCUAAAUACUGUAGUAGAUAUGAGGUGAACCUACAAAUAUACAUUAAACCCUUGAUUUCCGCAGUUUACAAGUUCACGAUUUCAUUAUGCCGCAAUGCACCGAUUGAGACCAUAAUUUAAAACUCCUCACCGGCCAUAUUCAUGUAUUCCAGGUGAAGUUGGGAGUUAUGAGCAAAAAACUUAAUGCUGUACAGUCAUAUUCAUUAACUUUGUGUCAGGGAGUACUGUAUUGUAUUUGGUAACUCUCCAUUGUAUUGAUAUGUGACCAAACCAAACCACCAAGAUUAUUACCCCAAAGCCUCAUCUUCAUGUCAGGAAUACAACCCACACAGAAAUCAAGGGUUUACUGUAUUAGAAUGAUACAUCAACCUCGUUUUAAAAUACCGGUAUCCAAAAAUAUGAAGUACAGUACUGUAUAGGUACAAUACUUUAUUUUCACUACUGAUCAUUACAAUAUCUUGACACCUAUUCCUAGGGGACCAUUUUCAACUAAUAUGGAAAAUGAGAUACUUUAGGUUGUUCCUUUGUGCAUGGUAUUAUAAACCUUUUGAUUGUUUUGCAAUAUUUGUCAGUAUCUGCUUACUGUAAUGUGAUUAUUCAGAGUACAGUACAUGCAAAGAAGUACAAAUAACUGAGUGGAACUGAUCCUUCUAACACUGUCUUUUCUUUUGUACAGUAUUUACCUGACUCCAUCCCAUCUCACUUAUCUAGCUUCCUAACCUUGACCAACUCCCACAAAAGGUACAUGAAGUGUUUAUUUGAUGUUUUUACCCAAAGUAUCUCAAGAUGGAGCAUAAAUGUACUGAACUAUACAUAUGUGGUUGUAUCUGUGAGUAAUCGUGGGCAGGAAGAGUGGUCAUCUUUGUUUCUAUUUUUCGGAACCUGAUGUAAUAAUUUAUCUUGAGCUAAUUGUAUUUCUCCUCUUCUAGUUUAACGAUUUAUAUCUCAUUGUGUUGAAUGAGAGAAAAAUGUCACCUUGUUUCAGGAAAUAUUGUUAAACAUCGACGCUAUUGAUGUGUGUCAGUAUAUUAUUGUUUUAUAAUGUAGGUUUUUUCCAAAGUUACCAUCGUGUCUUUUCAGCUGAUGAUUAAUAAAUAGAUAGAUACUAGAGUGUACUAGAGUAUUUUGAUUACAGAAAAGUUGGCAGAUUUGUAUUUGGUUGCAGUAUUUUCAUGAAAUUUACAUACCCGAACGCAUAGAAAAUGCGAGUAUUUGUCUUUACUGUACAGGUGUAGCUUUUGGUUUUGUAAGUAUUUCAGUGAAAGUCUUCAUUGUGAAGAAGGGCAGUGGCAAAAAUGCUUAAGGAAGAAUCUGCACUGCACCUCUCCGGAUGUAGAGGAGCAAAGGUAGUAAGGAUGGAUAUACUGUGGGGCUUAUUAGGUAUGUGGUCUUUUCUUUUGCUAAAUUAAGGUUGGCAACUUACACAUCUGAGAGUUGUAUGAUCUGAAUUUUAUUUGUAAAUCUUAUACUGUAUAUCAUUUCCAACAGUACAGUAAAUUACACUCAACAGGUUUCUCUCUCUCUCUGACAAGCCCUUUCCUGAUACAGUUGUAAUUUAAGUUGUGUGUUAGAAGGGAGAACUUGAUCACAGUGCAAGCAUUUUCAUGGUGUGUUUAAUCGUCUGUUUUGGAAGCUAAAUCCUAUCUCCUGAUGUGAUAUGAUGGAGUUGAAAAUAUAUAGGAAAUUGUUUGCUGUGUAUGAAUUGUGUAUUUAUGGUUUUUAGGGCUGUGAAAUUUGGUGGUUUUACUGUAAGUAAAUCUUGCAUUGUGCUCUUUGAUGUUUGAUAAUUCUUCUACAGUAUCAUAAUUAUCAGUGAUCAGGUAGACAUCCCUGUGACUUAGCAUGUUAGUUAGCUGUUGCUCACUAGACAAUACUGUACAGUAGUUCUUGUUGUCAAGAGAUUGUGAUCAAAUUUACAAGUGUGACUGAUGAAAAAUUUUGCACGUUUAUAUUAUCUCACUUAUAUCUUAGCCAAGAACAACCUGUAGUUUAAAUUAUAAACUGCAUAUUAGUGUGAACAUAUUACCUGUACCUGUUGGUAGAAGUUUGGAUUAGCCUUGUAGACAGUGCCAUAGGAAGGCAGUGCAACACUUGGUGCUGUAGAUGAAAGCAUUCAAUCAAAAACCUGUUCAUGGUUCAGUGCUCAUUAUGUAAUGUACAUGUACUGUAGUAUAAAAUAUAUAGCAAUAUUGUCAUGCAGUAUAACACUUUUACAAGUGUAGUAAUUAGAUAUUAAAGUGAAGUGUGUGAUAAGACAGAAGACUGGUAUCUGUGAUGUUGACCUUACCGUAAGGCUGACCAUGUUAAAUUUCUCUCAUGUGUGUCCAUCCUUUUUUCAUUUUUCAGGUAUUUGAAUAGUGUACCUCAGUCACUGUAUUGGCUUAAGUUCUUGGAGGUGAGGAUAAAAUAGCCAUCAGCACUAUUGUAUAUACCUCCUGAUCACUGAUCUGCAAUAAUGCAUAUACCUGUACUUUACAAUUAGGUUUGUUGCCUCAAUUUUGUUUCUUAUGUCUUUGAGUUGUAAUACGUAAUAGUAAUACAGUUAACCCUCACUUUACGCGGUCCCACAUUCCGCGUUUCCACGUUUACGCGGUGCCCUGCCGGAACCCAGGAUGCUCACAUUCCGCGGUGCGUGUAC